Molecule: messenger RNA, 2139 nt
Organism: Saxophila tyrrhenica
Lineage: Eukaryota; Fungi; Ascomycota; Dothideomycetes; Mycosphaerellales; Extremaceae
Gene: CRP1
Product: Cruciform DNA binding protein
Exons: 3
Coding region: 1-2139 (712 amino acids)
Source: RefSeq, a predicted model, not a curated record
AUGGACAGUCAGGGGACAUACACAUUUCGUUGGGAACAUCCCGAAGCUUCAGAAGUCUUCGUCACGGGUGAUUUCGACGGUUGGAGCAAGAGUAUACAGCUGGACAAGGCGGACAACGUGUUUGAGAAGACGGUGCCGCUGAAGAAAGAGAGGCAUCAGUACAAGUUUGUCGUCGACGGCGUGUGGAAAGAGAACUCCAGCGCAAAAACCCUCACCGACGACGCAGGCAACGUGAACAACGUGAUAGAUCCGGAAGACGUUAAAGAAGACACGUCUGCAGCCAUGAUGUCCAGCGUUGGUGCCGGCGCAAGCACGACCGCGAUGGCGGGUGCACAGCCGAAAGAAAGCGAAAAGGAGCAGUCGUCUCCCACGCCCGGUGCAUUUCCUGAGACUCCUGCUCUGGAUUCUGAAGACCGCUCCUUCUCCGUCAACCCCAUCCCUGCUUCCUCCGGGAAUGCACCAGCUACCAGCAACACCAUCGAGUCCACGGUGCACGAUGACCAGGAACUAAAGAGCCAGGAUCAAGGCGAGCAGACUUUUGGUGUGAAUCCUAUCCCUGCAUCUUCAAGCAUGGGAAAUCCCAUUCAAUUAGCACCUGGCGAGAAAGUGCCAGAUCUGAGCAAAGGCAGGACUGUAGAAGACACUGCGCGGUCUGAUCCAGCGUCCUACGGGAAGAGCGACGCACAGCCACCCUCUUCAGCUCCUGGAACACAGUUCACAGCAGAUCAAGCGAUACUCAACGGACCUGGGCCCGUCAUCCCCGAAUCCAGCAUGCCCAUGGGCAACACCACUAACGCCAGCAACGCAGACAUUGGCCCGAUGAUGUCUUCUGCCGGCGCAGACAGCUCCACUGCUCAGCUUGCAGGACAGGUACCAAAGGAGCCGCGCGGUGUGCCUGAGGUGGUCAGCGACAGCCAGCACGAGGCGCAUGUCGAUCCGGAAGCAUCAGGGAACCCAGAGGCUGUUGAGGAGAAGAAGGAGAUGGAGAAAGAGCUGCAGAAGACGGUGUCUCAGUCCGACGAGCAGGGUGAGCCGGCGCCGUCUGCAGAAGACUCCAGCCAGAGUGGAGAUGGUGCGGGCGCAAAGGCGGCGGCUGGUGUUGCUGCUGCGGGUGCUGGUGUCGCAGGCGCAGCGGUCGCGGCGAAUGAGCUUGUUAAGGACAAGACUGGCAAGGACCCAGAGUCCGCGAUGCCGGAGUCUGUACAGGAGACAGUGGAUGAGAAGGCCAAGGAGUCCUCCAUCCCACAGCAAGCGACCACCACCUCCGACGAACCUGCGCCGACCGACGCCGCACGCGAGACCACCACUACCGUCCCAAGCGGUGUGACAGAAUCCCAAGACAAGGCUGGCUUCGAGCACGAGGCUGCCGGAAGUCCUGACGCUGUCAAGGAGAAGGCUGCUAUGGAGGACGAGCUGCUGCAGAAGGUCCCUGAGUCUGAAGCGCAGGGCGAGCCGGCGCCAGUCGAAAGCGCUGCUGUCGCUGCCACAGCGCCUACCGCGACGACUGAGUCCUCUGCUGUACCCACAACGGACAGCACUGCUGCCACAGCUUCGCCUAUUGGUACUACUCUCCCUUACUACGGCGAGCCACGGGAGACUGCUUCUACCGAGCCCAUGACGACGACUACAUCGUCUACUGGUGCUCCUCAGCUUGGUGACCCAACCGCUGGUGUAGCUCCAAUUUCGAUGGAGUCAAAGUCAGCGGGCGAUUCAGCGCUCAAAGCCCCAGCUGAACCCGAAACGGCGACCACUACAGAUGACUCGGCUCUUAAUGCAUCUGCCGAGUCGGAAGCCAAAGCACCUACGGACAAGCUCAAGGAGAACGAGCCACCACAAGCCGAGCCACCACAAGCCGAGCCACCACAAGCCGAGCCACCACAGGCCAUGGACAGCCGAGAUGUUAGCCCCAUGUCGAAGCAGCCCACAAUGACCCAGAGCCAGCCAGAAGCCACCACCGGCGUUGCAUCCGCCGCUGUCCCACGCAAGAACGAGCCAUCAGCGAGCACACCGCAGAAGCGACAGUCCUGGUUCGGAGGAAAAGGCACGCCGGAAAGCACCAGGACGACGGAGACGACGGACAGCAAGAAGGACAAGCGACGGAGCUUCUUUGGCAAGAUCAAGGACAAGCUCAAGUCAUAA